Messenger RNA from Drosophila persimilis, 2171 nucleotides. It is a transcript of the gene IP3K1, whose product is annotated as inositol-trisphosphate 3-kinase homolog. Bases 428 to 1816 code for a protein of 462 amino acids. The transcript is spliced from 3 exons. Gene Ontology annotation, molecular function: inositol-1,4,5-trisphosphate 3-kinase activity; inositol tetrakisphosphate kinase activity. Gene Ontology annotation, cellular component: cytoplasm; nucleus. NCBI's taxonomy places the organism in Eukaryota, Metazoa, Arthropoda, Insecta, Diptera, Drosophilidae. Gene Ontology annotation, biological process: inositol phosphate biosynthetic process. The record is from RefSeq and is a predicted model, not a curated record.
GUUAGUCGCCACCCAGAGCUCCACCAGCGAACGCAAGCUCUUCUCUGAUUUCUACGGCAGUCGUUGUCGUCGUCGCGCGAUCGCAGAAAAAAGACUCCCAACGGGCCACAAAGAUAAAGAUAAAGCAGAAAGCAGCAAACAGCAAGCAAUGCAAAAACAAAGUUAGAUAAAGAUAAAGUUUCCAAUGCAAAUGGAGCGUGAAAAUCAAUUGAAAUGAGAAUGCAGUUGAGAAAUAGAAAUAUACAAGUAUAGAAAAACGAGCAGAAUGCCAAAGUGUAUGGAGGCAUAAAGCGUGAAAAUACGAGAAUCCAAAUCAUAAAUUGAAAAGGCGAAAAGCAAAACGCCACAAGGCAAAAGCAAACCCAGUGACAAAAAUAUCAUUCGUUGUGCAAACUCUCGUGAGACGUGAGGCGAUAACUCCGACUGAAUGACUAUGACUUCAACGGUGCUCCAGCGGCCUCCAGCAGCAGCAACAACACACCAGCAACAGUCGACAGCUGCCGCAAAGGUAUCGAAGCCACCGAAACCCUCCUCCGCCAGCCGCUCCACGAUGGCCUGGUCGAAUGAGUCGAAAUUGCGCUUCUCAUGCAUCGACAACAUCGGCCUGAAGCAGCUGUGGAAAUUAAUUGCCUUGGACACGGGCGCCAGCUCCAAGCAGCACAAUGCACACAUCGUGUUGGAUGUGGAGCAGCAGCAGCAGCAGAAGCAAUCGAAAUCUGUUGGUCGCAACAACAAUAACAACCAUGAGCGGAUUCCCUACGAGAACUGCGACAACUUGGCCGACUAUUUGAGUCUACAAAGAGCGGCUCAGGUCCAGGUCCAGGCACAGACCAAGACACAGACACAGGCUCCCGCUCAGCAGACCCCACAGAUGUCACUGCUCAAGUUCUUGGCCAUUAAUGCCCUGGAACUGAGCGCCCCCGCCACUCCGCAUCUCCUCCAGCAGCAGCAGACCAAGCCCCAGGGCUGGAUGCAGUUGUCCGGCCAUCCAGAGAGCAUUGUGCCCACGUCGACGGGAAUUGUGCGGAAGCGCAUCGUGGGCAUCGAUGACAGCGAGGUGCAUGCCUACCGCAUGAUCUGCCAGGAGCCACAGACGGCGCAGAUUGUGCCCGCGUACUUCGGUAUGCGGGAGAUGCAGUCGCAGCACUACAUCGAGCUACAGGACCUGUUGGCCGGCUUCAAGGAUCCCUGCGUGAUGGACAUCAAGAUGGGCUGCCGCACCUUCCUCGAGUCGGAGGUGAGCAAUGCCACGCUCCGGCCGGACUUGUACCAGAAAAUGCUUGCCGUGGAUGCCAGCGCACCGACGGCGGCGGAGCACGAGGCGCGAGCCAUCACCAAGUUGCGCUAUAUGCUGUUCCGCGAGUCGCUCUCCUCCUCGCACACCAAGGGCUUCCGCAUCGAAGCCCUCCGCUUGCGCGGUCGUCCUCCCGUCAAGGAUUUGAAAACCUGCCGCAGCAGCGAACAGAUCUCGCAGACCAUCGAGCAGUUCCUAGCCGCCCGUAAGUCCGUGCAGAAGGAACUGCUGAAGCGCCUGAAGCACAUGCGCCUGGUCGUCGAGCAGUCCGCCUUCUUCAAUCGCCACGAGAUCGUCGGCUCCAGCAUAUUCAUUGUGUACGACGAUGAGCGGGUCGGAGCGUGGCUGAUUGACUUCGCCAAGUGCCGCCAGCUGCCGGCGCAUAUGAGUGUGAACCAUCGCAGCGCCUGGACGUCCGGGAACCGCGAGGAGGGCCUGCUGAAGGGCAUGGACGAGCUGAUCCACGCCUUCGAGGAGGUCUACGCCCGCAAUGGCGGCCACCGCAGCUGCCUCAAGAUCUAAAGCAAGAUGGCGUCGGCGACUGCAGCUGGAUCUGCACCACACCAGAUGUCUGGCCCAUAAGACUGAUCACCCAUGCUCCAUUUGUACAGAAGAGAAGAGGAUUCAUUGCAUCGACCGAACUGCGUCGCACUUUUUUUUUACUAUUUUCCAUAUUGGAAACACUCUCGCGCCAGUUCCGAAGCACCGUUAGAACGGCGUGAUGGCGUAGUGGAAGCUGGAACUGGGGGAGAGGAAAACGAUUAGUAUUUGAUCACCAAGCAGCAUUUGUUUUGUUUGAAUGAAACAGGUUUAAACUAAGUAUUUGUUGAAAACAAUAUACAUCUGAACGCAAGAAUAAAUAACUUAAGAACAUAAA